AUGUCAGCUGAAGUUGCAAUUAAGAAGUUCUCCUUCCCCUUCUCCUGUGCUGCACGCCUUUCCCAGCAAGAUGAGGUGACCCAGGAGGGAUGUGUACAGGUGAAGGCCCUGGAGCUUCAUGCCUUCCAGAAGAAUCCAGUCUUAAACAAACUGAACACUGUUGCAGUUAUAGGAGCUCUAGUCCAUAAUGAGAAGCAGGCUGAGGGGAGUCCAAAGCCUCCAGCUGCCCAGGUCUUGGCCUGUACAGACGCAUCCCAGGGUGCCGUGCUCCCCAGGCAGAGCAUGUUUGAGAAACUGACUGCUGAGAGUGAGGAUCAACGUCCUGUUGCAAAGAGACAGCUGUCAUCUGAAAGUGCAGCCAGACCCAUCACAAUGGUGAAGAAGAGCGCAGUGAGGAAGGAGGCAGAGGAGCAGAGGCACCAGAAAGCAAAAGCACACCUGGGACAAAAGGUGACAUCAUGCACUACAGCAACAGGGAAGAGGAGGCAUCAAAAAGACCUUUUCACCAGCUCUGAGGUCUUCCAUAGGGUUGAUACACAUGUCAUCAGGACGGGAGCAGAGCUGAAGGAAAAGCGCGUGUACGAUGUGAAGACAAUAGUACAGAGAAUCACACACGGAGCCAGAAAUGAGCUGGAGAGGCUUCGUGCCAUCUGGCUUUGGCUGUGCCACAACAUUGAGUAUGAUGUGAGCGGGUACCUCGGCAGCUCAGAGAAACUGAGUUCCCCAGAGGAGGUGAUUGCGGCCGGUCGGGGUGUGUGCUCCGGCUACUCCAGCCUCUGCACAGAGAUGUGCAGAGAGGUGGGCAUCGAGUGUGAAGAAGUGCCAGGUCACAGUAAGGGAAUCGGGUACCGCCCGGGCCAGAGCCUCAAGAAUGUGAAAUCCGAUCACCUGUGGAACGCUGUGCUUCUGGGGGGACAGUGGUUCCUAUUGGACGCCUGUUGGGGAGCAGGACGAGUUGAUAUGGAACAUAAAAGCUUCGUUAAAAGGUUUGAUGAUUUCUAUUUCCUUACGGACCCAGAGGAGUUCAUAGACUCACACUUCCCCGACGAGGAGAAAUGGCAGCUCCUGGACAGGCCCAUUUCCCUGGAGGAGUUUGAGAGAAAGGUCUUCAAGACCUCGGCCUUCUUCACCAUGGGGCUCAGGCUGAUUCAGCCUCAUCACUUUCACAUCAUCACAGAUGAUGGUGAAGCAAAUGUGUCCCUGGGCUUCCCCAGACCUGUCACCUUUACCUAUGAGAUCACCCAGCACCAGGACCUCCUCCACUGUGGAGCUUCAGAGCAGAAAGAGUCCAUCAGUUCCUCCUUCGGCUUCCUAACCGUUUCCUAUCGAAGCAUGAAGCUGCAGCUGCUGCCUCCUGCAAGCGGCAUAUAUGAUGUGAAGGUGUUUGCCAGACCUGAAAUGGCCACCACACCUUUGGUCUGGGUCUGUUCCUUCAUAGUCGAGUGUCCAAUGCCCCGGGCCAUGGAGGAGAUCCCAGAGAACCCCUUCAUGUCUUGGGGCCUGCAGUCUUUUGCAGGAUCUCUGGGCAUCAUAGGAAGCAGCCAGGGCAGCGAGGCUGCUGAGGCGGAAGAAGGUGUCUUUGAGUUGGCGUUAAAAACAUCCAGGCCUCUGAUGGCACUGUGUGAACUGAUCCACCCAGGGCUGGAAGCUGCUGUAGCCAAGCGCUGCCUGGUUACCCAGGUUCAGCCAGAUGUACUGAGGUGCCAAGCCCUGUGUCCACUGCGUGGCUUCUACCGGCUGUCAGUGUUUGUGCGGGACAAUGAGAAAACAGAUGACAAGUUCCAGAAUGUUGCAAACUUCCUGUUACACUGCAAAGGGAAGGUGGUGGGACUGGAUGAACUCUUCCCUCCUAACCUGAGCUCAGUGUGUGGUCCAGGAACCCGAACAUCAGAGGCAGGGCUGUGCAAAUUCAGCCACACAACUGCACUGGUCAGCACACAUCAAGGCAAGUGCAACAUUACCUUCCACAACAAUCAAGACCUCAAGCUUCAUACUGUGCUCAGCAGAGAAGAGAACAAAACAACGGCUUUUCCACUUUCACGCCACCUGUUCUGCACAUACACAGACACCAAGGUGACGGUGAGCGUCAGCCUCCCUGAGGCUGGCAUGUAUCGGCUCGGCCUAUACGCCAUGACCACCCCUGGUAGUGAUUUCAACCCCAUGUGUGACUUUGUUCUGAGGAACAGCUGCAGUGAGCCAAUGCCUCCAUUCCCCUGUGUCUACGCAGCCUGGGGUAAAGGCUGUGUGCUCUUUGAGCCUCGUGUAGGCCUGCUGGAGCCCCUCUCCUGGGUCCGCUUCAGGGUGAGAGUCCCUGGGGUCCAGAGAGUAAGCGUGGUGGGAGAGGCACGGACUGAUCUGAAACUAAACAAGAGCAGAAUCUGGGAGGGUGAGGUUUUCAGUGGAAAUGGUCUCCAGCAACUGAAGCUGGCUGCUUCGUCAGGGAAGGCCAGUGACUUGGCUGUUUUGAUGACCUUUGACAUCGAGCAGUUGGACAGAGAAGUGUGA
Molecule: messenger RNA, 2505 nt
Organism: Monopterus albus (swamp eel)
Lineage: Eukaryota; Metazoa; Chordata; Actinopteri; Synbranchiformes; Synbranchidae
Gene: ky
Product: kyphoscoliosis peptidase
Exons: 6
Coding region: 1-2505 (834 amino acids)
Cellular component (GO): cytoplasm
Source: RefSeq, a predicted model, not a curated record